AUGGGCGAGGAAAAGACCUCUGAGUCCUACACAAAUAUUGCCAAUAUUGCCUUCCCUAGACAGGACCUCCCCCGUCAGUGUCAGAAAUGUUGGUAUUUUGACCACCCUGUCACUCUACAACCCACUGCCCUCAGUGUACUCAACCUGGCCAUGAUCGCUCAAAUUGCCCUGCACAAUCAAGCACAUGUGACAUUUGUGGUGGUUCCGAUAAAGUAUUCUAUAGGGGUGCCCUACCUACAAAACCCCGUGGCGGCAGGGAGUGAGAAACGUAAAGUAGCAUCCAAGAGUCCCCAGGUAGAUUUGCUGUCGCUUUCGACUGGGCAGCUUGCCAUCGUAGGGAGCGAGGACUGUCUCUAUCUCACCGUUUACACACCAAGGCCGUUCAAGUCCGACCUGGCCGUGAUGGUGUGGUUCCAUGGGGGAUGGUUCAUGGUCGGCGACUCCGAGGACUACCCUGCCCUCCCCCUCCUCACCAAGGACGUGAUCCUCGUCACCGUGCAGAAUCGCCUCGGGACACUUGGAUUCCCUGGCAACCUGGGGCUGGAGGACCAGGUCAUGGCCCUCCGCUGGAUGCAGGCCAACAUCCAGGACCUGGGCGGCGACCCCAGCAGGAUUACCACCUUCGGAGAAAGCUCCGGCGAGGCCUCGGUGCACUUCCACGUCUUGUCUCCCAUGUCUGCAGGUUUGUUCCAGCGAGCCAUUAUGCAGUCUGGGAACAGGUGUCCGUGGAGAGAGGACCACAGGCAGGUGGCUAUGAAGAUGAGCGUGGACGUGGCUUCCUCUUCGCUGGACAGUGCAGCGUUGGUCACCUGUUUAAGGGAAGUACCCUCUAGCAAGCUUACUGAAAUCAUCAACAACAACCCUCAGGUGAUGCUGCCAGGCGUAGAUGGGGAAUUCCUGCCAGAGCACCCCGCCGUUCUUCUGCGGGAGGGAAAGUACAACAAGGUGGAUAUCAUCGGCAUCAACCAUCACGAAGGCGGCGUUUCAUGCACUCAGAGGAAGCAGUUUUUGCAUCACUCCUUGUACCUCUUUGCUUCAGAGGAAGUUUUGAGGAUUUGUGCAAAGAUGUUCACAGGUAGAAUGUUCACCAUGUGUCAAAUGGACGCAGUGCAGCACCACCUCCGGGAUGAGGCUUCAGGUAACCGCGUCUUCGCCUAUGAACUCCAGCAUCGCGGGGAACACACCCUAUAUGACGAUUAUUUCCCUUCGGCCAACUUUUGCAAAAACUUUGUUCUUUGCGACGAGUUUCAUAAUGAGGCAUCUCGUCUACCAGGGGUCUCUCACUGUGACGAUCUUCAGUAUCUGUUCUACAAAGAAACCGGCAACAAGACCACCAGGAGCGAGGACCUCUUCGUCAGCCGCAUCAUGGUGGACCUCUGGACUAACUUUGCCUCGACUGGGCACCCAACGCCCGACCUGUCACUGGACUUCAUCUGGGCGCCGGCACAAAGCACAAAGGACUCAUACCUGGCCAUCACUUCUGCGCUCUUAAUGAGGGACUACUGCUGA
This is a messenger RNA of Penaeus monodon (black tiger shrimp), 1509 nucleotides long. RefSeq names its product cholinesterase-like. The record is from RefSeq and is a predicted model, not a curated record. NCBI's taxonomy places the organism in Eukaryota, Metazoa, Arthropoda, Malacostraca, Decapoda, Penaeidae.